Messenger RNA from Pristis pectinata (smalltooth sawfish), 1711 nucleotides. RefSeq names its product phospholipid phosphatase 1a (gene plpp1a). The record is from RefSeq and is a predicted model, not a curated record. The transcript has 6 exons. Gene Ontology annotation, molecular function: phosphatidate phosphatase activity. Lineage: Eukaryota; Metazoa; Chordata; Chondrichthyes; Rhinopristiformes; Pristidae. Gene Ontology annotation, biological process: signal transduction; phospholipid dephosphorylation; phospholipid metabolic process. Bases 466 to 1317 code for a protein of 283 amino acids.
CGCUGGGUUGUUGGAGCCCUGCCUUGGGCUCCCAUUGUGAUGGGACUCGGGGUCUGAACGUCACAAUCCACACCGGGCAAAGAGCGUUCCGAGAUCCCGCGUCGAGAAGCUCAGUGCGGAUCGAGGGGGAGAGAGUCUAGGAUCUUUCUGCUUUUUCUCUGCCCGUGAUAUGUAAACGUAGAGGGAAUAAUCCCAUUAGCAAUGCCGAUUUACAGGUUCCUCCUCCAGCUGUGAAAUAGAGCCUACGUCAGCCAUUAGCCUUCAGCCUUCCUCUCCCAUUGCUUGCACUGCCGUGAGCCGUCCUUUUAAACCCGCGCACCCCUCCUUGCCAUCCCUCGCCAAACACGCGCACCCAAGCGAUAUCAUCCCGCAGACAAAACCAAAGCCAACUUCAAAAGAUUAUUUGCAGAAAGGGCGCUGCAGAGAGGAGCGGCCGUCAUCUAUUCAACACUUGAGGAGAGCAAGAUGUUUGACAGACACAGAGUCCCCUUUGUUUGUUUGGAUGUAAUAUGCGUCCUAUUGGCUGGUAUGCCACUGGGUGUUCUAAAUGUGGCCAAAAUAAAACCUUAUCAAAGAGGUUUUUACUGUGAUGAUGAAACCAUCAAGUAUCCAUUCAGGAACAGUACCAUCACUUCCACUGUCCUGUAUUCAGUGGGGUUUACACUGCCCAUAUCAGCUAUAAUCAUAGGGGAGUUAGCCUCAGUUCAUUGGAACCAUUUGUAUUCAAACUCCUUUAUUAGAAACUCCUAUAUAGCCACUGUGUAUAAGGCAAUUGGGACAUUUUUAUUUGGGGCUGCUGCAAGCCAAUCUCUGACUGACAUAGCCAAAUAUUCAAUCGGGCGACUUCGGCCUCACUUCCUCGAUGUUUGCCAACCCGAUUGGGCGAAAUUCAACUGCAAUGUGGGGUACAUAACUGACUUUACAUGCCUGGGUGACAAACGGAUGGCCAAUGAAGCACGGCUCUCCUUUUUCUCUGGCCAUUCAUCCUUCUCCAUGUACUGCAUGAUGUUCCUCGCACUUUAUCUGCAGGCACGAAUGGUGGGUGAUUGGUCCAGACUGCUGCGUCCAACACUUCAGUUUGGCUUAAUUGCAUCUUCAGUUUAUGUGGGACUUUCACGUGUGUCUGAUUAUAAACACCACUGGAGUGAUGUGUUAACCGGACUCAUUGAGGGAGCGAUUGCAGCCAUACUCGUUGUGGUGUUUGUGUCAGACUUUUUCAAAAAGAGACACCCCAGAAUUUCACCAAAAGAUGAGGAAAAUUCACAUUCAGCUUUGCAUGAGACACAAGGAAACCAUUUUGCCAGGAAUAAUCAAUAAAGGAUUGUCGCGGGCGUCAAUGAAUGUAUAUGUGUUGUAAAACUUAAGGCAUAAUAAACACCUAGUCACUCAAGUAGAUAAUCAUCUUUAUGAAUAAGCACCUACUGCUAUAGUCUUGGAAUCUGCCGCACUUCAUAUAUGUGCACCCAUAUAACUGGUUACAUUUUGUUUGAAUACAAAUAUUUUUAUUUCUACUGUGCCUUCCCUUCUAAAAAGCUUUUAUCAUUAAAAAUAAAUUGUCAUACCUUAGUUCAAGAUGUAAAAAUGUUUAUUAAAAUAACAGUAAUGUUUUCCAUGUACAGUUUCAAUACUGAAGCUUGCUUUUGUCGGUGCUUGAGGUCCACACUAUAUAUAAAUUCAAUGGAAAAUAAAAUGUCUUUCAAAAACCUGACAA